UUCUGUUUCUUUCCCGGUUCCCUAGCAAUGUCUUUUGCUCUUGGUAGUAAGUAUGUGUAUCAUGGAGAAUCAGAGGAAGAGGUUAUUCCUCAGAGAGCUCUUGAUGAAGGAAUGUGGGCCAGUGAUGAUGACGAUGAUGAUGAUGAAUUUGACCUGAGGACAAUACGAGCUGUUCCCAGCACUGCACCACCACAAGCAUCACGAACACGUAGUGGGUUCUGGGGGUCCUUUAUAAAUAAAGUAAAAAGGAAAACAACGCGUAGAAAGAGCAAAGCACCUUCUCUCAAAGCAGCUAACGACAAGUCGUCAAGUGAAAGUGAAGAGGAAGAAGUGAGAGUAAAGCCUCCUAAAACUGAUGAUGGAAAUGUAGAUUAUUCUGAGAUACAGCAUUCGCCACCAGAAGAUCCUGAACCAACACCAUCAGUUGCAUCUGUUACUGCCAUAGCUUCUCCACCUUCUCCAAAAAGGAAAAUAAAAAAGCAAAAAAGGCAGAGACUCAGAUGGAACAAAUCUGGUUCUAUAUCAAAAGGCGUUAAAACUAGACGUGCCGACACUAAUAUUCUAGCUGUUCAGUUCAACCAGUUGAGAGAGGCAGGGCACAUACACACAGGAGAUGCACAGUUUUGUUCUAAUCCUAACUGUGGAGCUGUUGUUAGUCACUUGACUAAACUGAUUGGAGAAGAAGAUGCUGAAAAGAGAGUAUGGAAUUGUGAGUACUGUGGUACAGCAACUGAGGUUGAUAUUGUAAAUGAAGAGAUACCAACAGAAGAGGAUACAACUUACCUCAUUACUCCUGCUUCUAUAAUGGCCGCUAAAGGAGGAGCCCCUAUAGCAAUGGAUGAAUCACUAGUUGUAUUUUGUAUUGAUACUUCUGGCAGUAUGUGUGUUACUACAGAGGUUCCUGGUCAAUACAAGAUACGUGGAGCAAAGGAAAGAGAAGAAAAGUUGCUCCAAAGUCUCCCAACUAGCAUUGCCCAUGACCUCCGUCAACCGGAACACAGGAUAAGGCAAGGGACACUGGCCAAUUCGACUUACAUAUCAAGAAUGGAGAGUCUUCAAGCAGCUGUAGAUACUCAUUUAUCAAAGCUGGUCCACUCUGAGCCUAAUAAAAGAGUAUCAAUAGUUACAUUCAGUGAUGAUGUUACUAUAAUGGGUGAUGGUAGGAUGGUACCUGUAACUAUCGCUGGUGAUAAACUGUCUGAUAGUAAAGCUGUCAUUGAUAGCGGAAAAGAAAUACCACUACCUUCUACUAUACGUGAAACUCAGAAAGCUUUAUCAAAGAAGAUAUACAGUUUGGAGGAGUCUGGUCAGACUGCUUUAGGACCAGCUGCACUAGCUUCAGUUGUCAUAGCAUCACAGAAACCAGGAUCAAGAGUAGUUCUUUGUACUGAUGGACUAGCUAAUGUUGGUCUUGGAAGUCUUGAUGUUGGCCGUAGUAGUAAAGCUUAUGUCACUGCUGAGAAUUUCUAUGAAGACCUUGGUGACAUUGCUAUGGAUAAAGGUGUAACUGUUUCACUAUUGACCAUCAAAGGGACUGACUGUAGAGUAGCUGAGUUAGGUCAAGUAGCUACUAGAACAGGAGGUCAAGUCACCAUAGUGGAUCCACUGACAGUCACUGAAGAGUUUGGUAGCAUAUUGAGUAAUCCUAUUAUAGCUACUGACGUUGUUACUAAGAUUAUAGUGCACAAUGGAAUGUAUUUCCGUACUGAAGACUCAAAAGAGAAUGUUAUAGUGAAGCAGGUUGGUAAUGUCACUGCUGAUACUGAGAUUACAUAUGAAUACGGAGUACGAAAAGUGACAGAUAAACCUUCAAAGAAACUGUCGGUACAGCCAAAGAUCAAAGAGGAAAAGGAAGAGGAAGAUGAUGAAGGAGACAUAGUAAAGUCUAAAGGAGAUAAAAGUGGUGCCUCUCCUUCAAGUGAUGGGGGAGUCCCUCCUCAGAUGAUUGACGGUCAACCUCACUUACCAUUCCAGCUGCAAAUAGAAUACACUAAUUCUGAUGGUGACCGCUGCCUUAGAGUAAUAACUAAAGCAAAACCAAUAACUACCGAUAGAGUAAAGGCUGAGAAAGAAAUGGAUUCUGCAAUUAUUAGUAGCCAUGUUGGGAAGAAAGCUGCAGAACUCACUAUGCAUGGAGAGUUCACUAAAGCUCGUGUGUCCUCUCUUGCAUCACAGAGAAUGUUACAAGAGCACAGUCGUACCAGCACCGAGAGGAGGAGGCAGUACAAUAAUUUCUGUGAUCGAUUGGUUCCCCUUGAGAACGAGCUUCAUAGGAUGCAGCUGUCUGAAAGGAGCAGAGGGCGAAAUCACAGUGACAAUGAAGAAGAGUAUCAAUUAGGCUCUGAUUUAAUGUCCACAUCAUAUGCUCAGCCUAGCAGAUCAUCUCAUAUACACUCAAGUGGAAGCAGUGCUGUCAAUCAUUCAUCAUCAAGAUCAGCAAGGGAGAUGUUUAGGCGACAAGAGAUGCCCGACGAGUUGGCACUGGAUGUUUAUAGAUUAUGUACUGAUUCCAGUACCUCUUAUAACUUAUAAAUUGAACUAAUCUUAGUUUAGAGUUAUUGUUAUUUAUAAAGUUUUAUUAUCAUUUUUUUUACUUUUAUUUAUAUUUUUGUGAUUUUUAUGUAUUAUUCCUGUGAAAUGUUCCUGCUCCCAUUCCAUAUGAUUUAAAUGUCUUUCUUUUG
Molecule: messenger RNA, 2681 nt
Organism: Amphimedon queenslandica
Lineage: Eukaryota; Metazoa; Porifera; Demospongiae; Haplosclerida; Niphatidae
Product: circularly permutated Ras protein 1-like
Exons: 18
Coding region: 28-2532 (834 amino acids)
Biological process (GO): COPII-coated vesicle cargo loading; intracellular protein transport; endoplasmic reticulum to Golgi vesicle-mediated transport
Cellular component (GO): endoplasmic reticulum exit site; COPII vesicle coat
Molecular function (GO): zinc ion binding; SNARE binding
Source: RefSeq, a predicted model, not a curated record